This is a messenger RNA of Pongo pygmaeus (Bornean orangutan), 9708 nucleotides long. It is a transcript of the gene PLEKHM3, whose product is annotated as pleckstrin homology domain containing M3. Lineage: Eukaryota; Metazoa; Chordata; Mammalia; Primates; Hominidae. Bases 502 to 2787 code for a protein of 761 amino acids. The transcript is spliced from 8 exons. The record is from RefSeq and is a predicted model, not a curated record.
GCCGGCGGAAGCAUUUCAGAGUGGGACUGCGAGAAGCCGCUUGUAAACAGAGCCGGGCCGGGAUGGUCAGCGGCCGGGCGGGCUGUCACCGUGAGGCGGGCGGUGGGCUGCGGGAGCCAAGCCCCCGCCAGGAGCGGACUGCAGGCCCCGCAGGUGAACGGAGAGUAGCAGCCAGCGCCCAGGAAAUCAAGGAUUGACGUGGCAUUGCUUUGACGAGUACUUCCUGUUGUCUUCACAGAGGUCUCGCUGAAGAAUAAUCUCAAAGGAACAUUUGGUCUCCCUAUACAUCUGUUAAUGCCCAUUAGCCACUAGCAAAUGCUUUUAAUUACCAGGAAAACAUCAACCAUCUUUGUGUUUGGCCUGCUCCAGGAAGCCCAAUGAAGGUUUCUUCCAGUUGUUUCCAUAACUCUAUUGCUGAAGCACCCCUCUUGAUUGGGUGAAUGUUCAUGAAGCCAUUUCUGGAACCAGCUUAGGAGGCUGAGGCCUCCUGGAGCCUGUGACAUGGAAGCUUUGGAAGUGGAUGAUAUCAGCCCAGCCUUAGAAGUUACGGAGGAGUUCUUUAGUACUUUGGAUAGUAAUCUAGAAAAGGCUGUGCAGCAAGCAGAGGUUUAUGGGAUCCAGGAAGUCCCUGAACUGGUGGGGCAUGAGGUACUCAGUAACAUAACAGACAAUGGUGCUAUGAGAAAUGUCACCUCCCUGGGCAAGGGGGGCAUGAUUUGGGACCACUGUAAGAGCAGGCUCUUAGAAACCAAAGCUCAAAAUGUCUUCCCUGCCAAAGAACAGUUUAUGGUCCAGAGAGGGACAACCCCAGAUAAUCUUUCCUGGAUGGAACAAAAGGAAGCAUCAACCUUUAAUUUCUUCAAUAUCUGUCAGCGUCGGAGGGACCGGCCUCGUUCUGUAAAUGACUUACUGGAUGAGACCUCAACUUUCAAGCCAGGGCAUGCUCGAUCACGAUCAGAUAUUACCCAAGUGGACUGGAGGGUGGUCCUCAAAACCACGCCUUUGCAGCAGCAGCAACAGCAGCAGCCAUCGCUUCAAGGCCCGCACGUCACCAGGCCAUCUUUUCUGUUGCCCUCACCAAAUAAGAUAGAAGAUGCUCAAGGAAAUACCGAACACAAGCAGACAUUCCCAAACAUUCUAAAGAAGGGUUACCUGGAGAUUAGAAAGGACCAUGACAGUUACUGGCAAAGCUGUUAUGCAGAACUUUCACCUUACAACUUAUACUUCUACAGCCUCGACAGCAGUGGGAAUCAAAACCUCUAUGCCACGUACCAGCUUUCACACUUCCAGAGCAUAUCUGUUUUAGGCAACCUGGAGGCCAGGAUGGUGGAUACUGUUUUGUAUGACAACAGUCAGCUACAGCUAAAGGCAGAGUCACCAUGGGAGGCUUUGGACUGGGGACAGAAGCUUUGGGAAGUCGUGCAUGCUGCUGUGCCUGGUUACAUGGGGCGGCAGAAUGAGCCGACAAUCUCACCAGGGCUUGGCCAUCAUGAUGACUAUACACAGAAUCAUUGUUUCCAGAAGAAAACCAGUGGGCUGCUGCCACCAUCCCCUGUCCUGGACAGCUCCAAACAGUACCAAAACAUCCUCAAAUCAGGGACUCUCUACAGGCUGACUGUCCAAAACAACUGGAAGGCAUUUACAUUUGUGCUGAGCAGGGCUUACCUUAUGGCUUUUCAGCCUGGCAAGCUAGACGAGGAUCCACUGUUGAGCUACAACGUGGACGUGUGUCUGGCUGUCCAGAUGGACAACCUGGAUGGCUGCGACUCUUGCUUUCAAGUCAUUUUCCCCCAGGAUGUCCUUCGCCUCCGAGCUGAGACCCGACAGAGGGCUCAGGAAUGGAUGGAGGCUCUGAAGAUAGCUGCCAAUGUGGCGAGGAGUUCAGAGCAAAACCUGCAAGUCACACUGAGGAACAAACCCAAGGAUCAAACAGGUGGGCAUGAACUCAGGAAGAACAAACGCCAAUCUGUGACUACCAGCUUCCUGAGCAUUUUGACGACUUUGUCUUUGGAACGCGGACUCACUGCUCAGAGUUUCAAAUGUGCAGGCUGCCAGCGAUCCAUAGGUCUUUCCAAUGGGAAAGCCAAGGUGUGCAACUACAGUGGGUGGUAUUACUGCAGUAGCUGCCACGUGGAUGACAGCUUUCUCAUCCCAGCACGCAUAGUCCACAACUGGGAUACUUCAAAAUAUAAGGUGUCGAAGCAGGCCAAGGAGUUUCUGGAAUACGUGUACGAGGAGCCGCUCAUCGACAUCCAGCAGGAGAACGCCAUGCUGUACCACCACGCAGAGCCACUGGCCGCCGUGCUGCGGCUGCGGCAGCGGCUGAAGUCGCUCCGAGCCUAUUUAUUCAGCUGCCGGGCAGCGGUGGCAGAGGAUCUCCGCCGCAGAAUUUUCCCCAGAGAAUACCUCCUUCAACAGAUCCACCUGUAUUCCCUCGCCGACCUGCAGCAGGUAAUAGAGGGAAAGCUGGCUCCAUUCUUGGGCAAGGUCAUUAAAUUUGCCACCUCACACGUGUACAGCUGCAGUCUUUGUAGCCAGAAGGGGUUCAUCUGCGAAAUCUGUAACAAUGGAGAGAUCCUCUACCCUUUUGAGGAUAUUUCAACAAGCAGGUGUGAAAGCUGUGGAGCCGUUUUCCAUUCUGAAUGCAAAGAAAAGUCUGUCCCCUGCCCGAGGUGUGUUCGCCGAGAGCUGCAGAAGAAGCAGAAGUCUUUCUGGCAGAGAUUGAACAUGGACGAGAGUCUAGAGGAGGCUUGCACCAUGUUCGAGCUGUCCUACCAGAACACCUGACUCCAGCCGACCCGAAGGCCAGGGAUUCACCAAUCAACAAUCCAUCAGCCCCAGAGCGGCUUCCUAACUAGCCAGUUAGGCCCCUUUGGAAGAAGAGUAUGUCUCCUCUUCAGCUAGAUAUAGAUAUAUAUAUUUAUUUAUAUAUACACAAAUACCUAUACGUCCUGUACGUAUGCUCUGUGUGCAUCAUUGUCCAGACGAUCCACAGAACCUCUGUGGCUCGAGAAACUACCAAUAGCUGGAUUAUACUUAGCCAAGAAUUUCAGCUGCUUGCUCCCAGACAAAACGUGGUGUACACAAUGCUUUACAGUUCAGACUUUUUUUUUUUUUUUUCUGUCUCUCGGGACAUUUUAUUACCCAAGACACAAGAGGAAGCAUUUCCUGCACAAAACAGUGCUUUAGGUUAUUUUUGUGUUAUUUAUUUUUAGCCUUCACAGAGGCUGAGGUAACUGAGGCAGGCACCCAUCAUCAUCUGUUUCAUAAGACAACCUUCAAAACACAAGAGACUGCUGGGUCCUUCCAGGACCUGGUGUCCGUGGCGCUCCCGCCUCAGUUCCUCCUGCGGAGGCGGGGAAUCACGUAAGCAGAGCCGAUGGCUGGAAACAGGAGCCAAGCCCCCUCUGACAGAAAGCAUACACCCCUCAUUUAUGAGGAGGGCUGGUUCUGGUUUUGAAGUUAAUCUCAGAAGUUUUUUUCCUGAGAAGAGAAGAAACCUCUGCGACCAAUAACUGAGUGUUGUCGGUCUGUUUGCCGGUACGAAUCCCAUCACCCACCUAAUGAUGUGAUGCUCCACCUUGUUUUCCAGGCUGUACACGUGGCUUUCUUAACAGUUUUCAACGGGUGCCCAUGGUUGAUAUUUAUGAUUUUUUUCAUGAUGCUGGCUGGAGGAAAUGUCCUGGGGUGGUUGUUAAAGACAUUGGCGUGUAGACUGGUAGAUAAGGCUAUCUGGUAAGUAUAUUCACAGAGAGGGUCGUUUUAGUUUCUUUUCUCAGAAUCCUGUGGAGGCAGUUCCUACCUAUUCAUUUUAAGUGCUUUAUUUCUCGUUGUUCUUCCUGCACUUUCAUUUCGACCUUUGUCAAUGUGACCAUUCUUGCUUUCUCAUUUUUUUGUUUAAAAAAUCGGAGUAAUGUGGAACUUCAAAAUACCAACUUUGGGCUAUUAAGAAAACACAAACUUACAAGUAUAAUUAAUAAAUUAGAUCUAAUAUUAUUUAAGUAAAUAUAUAUAUAUACACACACACAUAUAUAAUUGCCACCUUGAAGUAAAACAAAGAGUGCUAAAAUAAAUAAUAGGAGUAAGAAAGAGAGCUGCUUUGCUAUUUGGCAGGUAGCGUUCUCCCGCUGCAGUGCCCUUGGAAGAGCGCAUGGCAGUCACUGUGACCAAAACAGCAGGUAGGACAGCCCUGGGACCCUGACAGCUCCCAUUCCUUCCCCUUAACUCUCCCUAGAGCAAGAAAAUACGUUUAUAAUGGAACAGUUCUCAGUAGACUUUAUGAGAAGAUUCUGUAGCUUUCGCGCUGAGCAGAUGCCUUCUAUGUCUUCAUGGUUUAGUAGUUUUGCUGCUAUUAGGAUCAGUGGCUCACAACAUACUUGGUACAUUCAACCCCAUUGCUCCUUUCCCCCACACGCCGCUUCCCCAAGACCCCAACUCAUGAUACUUCCGUCCAUCUAGAGAUGUGACAUUUCAGACUGACUUUUGUGCAGUUAGAUGUAAGCAUUUUACCUCUCAACCCACACCAGUUCCUUUGGCCCCAGACCACACAUUUCACCUUAAUAGCUCAACACCAUGCAUGCAUUUAUUUUCUGACUAUACAGUAGCCGCAACCAAGGCUUGAGAACUUGUUAAAAGGCUAGGGCCCUAUUCAUGAGACGCCUGACGGUGCCUUUUACCCUUAGGAAAGCAGGUUGACUUUUCCCCCACUCUAGUUAAAGAGAAUGUUGCACACAAAAGAAAAAGGGUGGAAAAUCUCAAACACUUGGCAACAGGCAAACAAAUUUGAUCAUCUCCUUUCCUCCUCCUCUUGGUAAAAUACAGUAUUUAUAUUUUCCAGCCUCAGAGAAGAUAGCAGAACACGAUCUUUCACAAGAGAAUUAUAGACCUGCUUAUUAUAAAACAGAUGUGCUCCCAUGGCAAAGUGCCUUCUCCCUCCACCCCCAGCUCCCUGUCACUGUAGCUUACUUUUGCCUUCGCUGUAAUUAAUGUAUCUGUGAUUCCAACUGUCAGCGAGGCCAUUCCUAGCACACUGCAUUUGGAGACCUGAAGUGCAGGGCCAUCUCCUCCCCUUGUAACAUGUUUGCCCUGCAUACAGAAUUUCCUCUCCUAGCUCUCAGGCACCCAGUGUCAUACCUGCCGAGAGUCAAGGGCAAAAUUCUGGAUCCCUGUUCAAAACAUCUUUGUUUUCACCAGUCCGCAUUUAGAGGGCCCUGCUAAAUACGAGCAGUCCCUGUGAACUCCUAAGGAGAACUUUCCACCCACAUCAUUUUCUGCUUAUUUUCAAAAGGGAAACAAAAAAUCGACGUGUUAUCACCAUCAGCUACCCAGAGCUGGGUCCAUGUCCAGCACUCCUGUUUCCUCUCCUUUUCGUACAACCCUGACAGCUUGGUCGGUGCCAGCCACAGGCCUAUGACAUUCUCUGCCACCACCACCAAAAUCUGAUAGGACAGAGUGGAGCCAGCUUAGGAGUUGAGUCUGCCAUGAAAAUUCAAAAUUGCUGUUUUCAGCCCAGAAUGCCUUGGCGCACAUGAACGCCCUUACUGUUUUCAACUCUAACAAAUUACUUGGUGCACUGUUAGGUAAUUGUUCCAUUGCUUAGAAACUGUCGAAACAAAAGCAAAUCUGUGGAUUACCACCUCUUUCAGACCAAACUAAUACCUGCUUUUCCUCGUGUUCCAUUUUUCAUCCCAUAUUAAAUAUCUUGCACAUAAAACAUAUGAAAAAAUGGCCAAUUAAUCUCCUGGAGCUGGCAACUGACUCCGGGGAACCGCUUUUUGCUGAAAGGCUCAUUCCCUAGUGUAUCACUUGAGGAAAUCCCUCCUAAAAGUGCCAGAAACUCAUGUGUGAGAUCGUCCAACCCUGGUGAAAUGUUGGCAUCUAACCCCACAGUAAAGAAGCCAGUUCCUAAAAUAGACCUCAUUUUGCACCGCGGCAGGAAGGCCACAAAGUACUUAAAAAGCAGUCAACUGGAAUGGGAGUAGUGUUCUUUCCAGGCCCGCUUUUUCCAAAGUUAAAAGCCUCUUUAUAUGAAAACCAUGUAAACUCUCAGCGGCCCCCUUUGCUUCACUGCCUUUUCUAGGGAGUGCAUUAUAGUCAUUUUUACGUCUGUAGUGCUAAAGGCUCACCUGGUUAGGAGCUUUACAUUGGAUUCGCUGAGAGGGUCAUCGGUUUUUGAUUCUUCUAGAGUAGGCCUCCACCAAGAAGGGAAUAAGUCUAAUACUUGGGAUCUGUGGUUUGCAACCCCAGUGGUAUCCCUCAGACUCCUGAAAAGGGACUAUGCCGUGACUUCCUUCCUGCUGCAGUGAGAUCCGAGGUGUUUACACCACCCUAGUUGCCGAAUGCAGCCUUUGCUCAGCUAGAAUGUGUCCUUUGACGGAGCCUGGCCUCUGUUUUUGUCUCUGUGUGUUGUGUGUACACACUGAAUGUGGACAUCAGAUAGUUCUUUUCUGUGCCUCCUCAGAGAGGCUUGGCUUCCAAACCUGGGAGUUUGUUCUCUACCCAUUGGCUAAAAAAGGCCAUCCAUAAAUUAAUAUAUCCAGGUGGGACUAGCAUGAUGCCACGCACACUGAACAUUUUCUGCAGAGGGGCGUUAGCAGUGAAAGUAGAGACACAUUCUGGUCCUCCUUUAGAGUCAAGCCAAUGCUGUUGCUCGUGUGUUUGUGUACAAUUAUUCAUCUCCGUUGAUCUGACACACUCUCUUGAAAUCACUAGAUUAUGAAACAGAUCUUCACCUCCUGAUUCCAAUACUGCCUGGUUUCAACACAGGGGUUAUUUUAUUUUUUUACUUCUCCUAGUAAAUAGAGAUGUGUUUAAUUUUUGCCCAUUUUAUUUCUUGAGUUGUCUGCACUACUUCUUUUCUUACUCUGAAAUAAUGUGAAAAUGUGAAGUUGGAGCAAGACCUUGAAAGAGCCUCCCUCCUUUGCGCGACCUGAAUCGGUAGCAGCACUCUCCGUUUCCCCUGCCUCCGUGUCACUUGUUAGUGACGGGCAUUAGGAGCUUCAUAUGUUGCACACCUUGUACCACUCUUCCGACCCUGAGUCAAGUAGAGCUGUCUGCUCGAGGUCGAAUCCAGUGAUGGGUGACUAAGCUCUGCUCAGUUAAUGUAAACAGACAAGUGUUGAUUUCUGUCAUGUGGAACGGUGUUUCGACAGUUAAGUCUAGCACCCAGUAGUCUCCUUAUUGGUAGACGAUUCUAAUUUCAUUGGAUUCAAAAAUCUCUGACUCAAGGGUCUUUCCUUAGUGCGUUUUAAUGGGUGCAUGGCUGAGGGAAAAUCCAAGUCAUUGUUAAACUCUAGGUAAAAGACAAGAGUAUGGGAUACCCUCCUAAGCAUGCCGGUAGUUGUCAGUUUUAUUUAAAGUGGGUUCCACUUGGCCAGAAUUGGUGGCUCAUGCCUGUAAUCCCAGCCCUUUGGGAGGCCAAGGCAGGUGGAUCACUUGAGGUCAGGAGUUUGAGACCAGCCGGGCCAAUAUGGUGGAACCCCCUCUUUACUAAAAAUACAAAAAUUAGCCGAGCGUUGUGGUGGAUGCCUAUAAUCCCAGCUACUUGGGAGACUGAGGCAGGAGAAUCAAUCGCUUGAACCUGGGAGGCAGAGGUUGCAGUGAGCCGAGAUUGCGCCACUGCACUCCAGCCUGGGUGACAGAGCAAGACUCCGUCUCAAAAAAAAAAAAAAAAAGUAAGUUCCAAAUGAUCAUGUUUUGUGGCACUGUCCUCAUAAAGUAGCGGCUGCUGUGAUGGAAGGCAUUGCUAAACUCAAGUGAGACAACUGCUGUUUUGCUUUGGAUUUUCCCUGUGAAAAGAGAAGCCGCUGGCUGCUCAUCUUGUUAGAAAGACAAGACUUUGAAUGAAGUUCCAGACGUUGAAUGAAGCUGGUUGUUGCCCAGGGUAGAAGAUUCAGGCACCUACGGCAACUCACAGCAACUCCUAACUCUUAGGAGGGCUCCCUCCUAUUGGCCGUGAAGCUGCAAACCAGCCUCUCUCUUUUCUCUGGAUCUUCCUUGCCCCUAGUUCUGAGCCCCAGCCCAGAGGCAGGCCUCAUGGCUAAUAAACCAGCUAGAGGACAGCUGGGGCCUGUGGCUCCUUCUCCAUGUUGGCCUUCCCUUGUGUCUCUUGUCCCCGUAGGAAUGCCUUAUAGUACUGUCUCGCGCUUCUAGUCUAGUCUGAACCACUUGAAGCCUGCAGGACCCUUCAACUAAAUCUGGAUCCCUUUGCUUCUUCCCUGCUGGCCACUCUUCAUAUAGAUGCUCUUGGAGCCUGUGCAUUCCAUGAUGCAUGUCAGAAAUCUCACCUUGUUCAGCCUGGUGUGCCUUAACCUCAGGAGUAAAGGGAAUCAUGUUGGAAACACGUCAUUAAAGUAGAAUGGUACAAACAUUGGCUUCUUAGUGCCAUUAGCACUUUUACCAGGAAAUGCAAAAGAUGCAACCACAUAAUGUUUUCACUUUGUUUUAUGCUGUUCUUCAAUCGCUCUUUUUGUUUGUUUGUUUGUUUGCUUUCAUUAACCAAACUCAGGGGAAUGUCAUGAUGUCACCAAGGCCAAUGGGUAGAGAAAUAAAAACCAGCCAUCCAGAAUUGAAUCUGUAAAGUCAGUGAACUUAGCCUUUCCAGGUUCCAAAUUACACAAACACAAAGAUUUUCUUAUCCUUCACCUUUCAAAGGUUUUCUUUUUAUUUUGCCACCUGUUUUCCAAAUAAGAAGUGGGAAGCCUCUUAGAUAAAUUGUGAUAAAAAUGUCUCUUUGUUUGGCGUGAGCUGUCAAAUUAGCUUUGUGUGUCCACUGAGCCAUCAAAUUAGGCUUUGGCUGCUGGAGGCCUAGGUUCUAGCUUUGGUCACCUAUCAGAAUCUUACUGUUACGCUGGGCAUGGUGGCAUGUGCCUACAGUCCCAGCUAUUUGGGAGGCUGAAGUGGGUAGAUUGCUUGAGCCCAGGAGCCUGUGCAAUAUGGUGAGACCCAUCUCAAAAAACAAACAAAAAAAGAAGUAGAAUCUUACUGUGAAUAGCUACUAGCCUACCCUAGAAGAUAUAUAUUUUAAAUCUGUUUCUUAGGAAUAGUAGCUAAAAGAAGGAAUGGUCAAAGGAGGGAAAGUGGCUGGCCGCAGCGGCUCACACCUGUAAUCCCAGCUCUUUGGGAGGCUGGGGUGGGAGGAUCACUGGAGCCCAGGAGUUCAAGACAAGUCUGGGCAAGAUAGCGAGACCCUCAUCCCUUUAAAAAAUAUAUAUAUAUAUAUAUAUAUUAAAAAGUAUAUAUAUAUAUACUUUUUUUUUUAAGGAGAGAAAAUGCUUAGGUUGCAAAUGGAGAAUAUUGAACAUGGUGAUGUAAAAAACUUCUGCACAACUUGUUCUCUAGCUCCUGGGUCAGGUCUAUGCCAUUUUUUCUUAUAUCUGCUCACACAGUACAGAAAUGACUAAAAUUUUGGGUCUGGGCUGUUAUAUCAUUUUGUGUUAAGUUAUUUGUAGUAGCUAAUGUGCUAACUUAUAUAUGUGUUCUUUCUGUUUUUUGGAUUUUAUUACCUUUUGUUUUGGCAUAACUUAUCUAUAUUUUUGUUUACAUUAUUUUAAAAAUUAUUUUAAAAAUAUCAGUAACUGUAAUAAUAUUAAAUUGAAGUUGUAUUGUUGACAAUACCUCUAGUUUUUAAGGUCAUCUGUCACAUAAUUUAAGUGCACCAGUUCCUAAUGUAUAAAGUUCUCUCUCUCUCUCUCUCUCUCAAUAAACAAU